AUGGAACUUUUCCUAAUUAACCGAUACGAUGAAACUACAGUCAAAAAUGAAGAAUUAGCAUCCAAAAAUCUCGAAAAACUUAAAAAGAAAAUUGAACUUAAGAGAAUUGAUAAAAUUAAGAAUGAAAUUUCGGAAAAAACUGCAGAGAAUUCUAGUGAACAUGAAAACUCUUCUGAUGAAGAGGAAAUUGAAAAUGAGGAACCCAAGAAAAAGAAGAAAUGUUUUUCUUUGGAAACAGAAGGAGAUUCAAAUAAAUCUGAGAAUACAGAAAUUGAAGAUGAAACCAAUGCACACAAUAACGAAACAGUAGAAGACCACGGUUUUUCAAUUAUGCCGGAACAUAAAAUGGAAAAAGUUGCUCCGAUUAAAAUGCUUUUACCGUAUUGGAUGGCAAAUCCUGAUCUUAUAAGUGGAGAUUUAACAACAAAAGGUCCUGCAAUCGCUUCAUUCGAUUAUCUUUGCGAAACUCUUAAGAAGAACUUGAAGAGCAUGAAAAUAGUAAACUUAUUUCCAGUUCAAGAAACUCUCAUUCCUUGGAUUCUUCAUGUUAAUAAAAUGCCACCGCCUUUUCGACCAAGAGAUGCUUGUGUGUCAGCAGUGACUGGAAGUGGAAAAACGUUGAGCUAUGCUUUGCCAAUUGUACAGCAUAUUUUUGAUACUCGCACUAACUGUAAGCUCAGAGCACUUGUUAUUCUACCAGUUCAUGAAUUAGCCAAGCAAGUUUUUAAUGUGUUUGAUAAAUUGUGCAACAAUUUAAAAAUUCGCGUGAUUCUACUGACAAAACGUCGAAAUUUUGAACUUGAACAAAAGCUGAUUUUAAAUGAUGACGGAGAAUCAAAAGUAGACAUUGUGGUGACUACUGGAGGUCGUUUAGUUGAACAUCUUUUCUAUACAAAACUUUUUAAUUUGAAAGAUUUGAAGUUUCUUGUGAUUGAUGAAGCAGAUCACGCCAUGUCACAAGUCCAUAACGAUUGGUAUCAUCAUUACAUUCAACAUAUUGGAGUUUCAAAUGAAUUGCAAUCAAAUCGGUUAAGUUUCCGUGACUUAUUAAUGCAAAUGAAAGACGAUGGAGGUUGUCGAAUUCCUCAAAAAUUACUCUUCUCAGCAACUUUGAGCCAAGAUCCCGAGAAACUUAACAUGUUCAACCUUUUCCAACCCAAACUAUUCACAACAAUGUAUAGCAGCAAUGAAGAAUUAUUGAAGGUCACUUUGGCUAAUCAAAAAGAAGAGCACAGAGGAAACUUCCUGGGAAAAUAUACAACACCAGUCGAACUUUCAGAGUUUUAUUGCAUCACCGAAUAUAAACUCAAACCUUUGACCUUAUAUGGACUCAUUAAGAAGAAUAAUUGGCGACGAUUCCUUUGCUUUACAAACACUAUAGAAACAUCGCAUCGUUUAUCGUUUGUUUUGCAGACUCUUCUUGGAACUGAUUUGGUAAUUGAAGAACUUUCUUCUCUGCUACCAAUAAAGAUUCGUCAGAAAGUUCUCCAAAAUUUUAACGAUGGUAAAGUGAAUGCCAUUAUUUGCAGUGAUGCUCUAGCUCGUGGUAUUGAUGUUCCGAAUAUUGAAGCUGUUAUAUCGUAUGACUUACCAAAACAUUUGAAAACUUACAUUCAUAGAAUUGGAAGAACUGCAAGAGCAGGAAAUAAAGGAACUGCUGCUACAAUCAUUGCGCCUGAUCAAAUUAAAAGUUUUGAAAAACUUUUAGAAACAGCUAACAAAACUUCUGUUGCAGAAAUGAAGCCUGAUCAUGAACUCGAGGAAGCAAAUGCUUUGAAAUAUGCAAAUACUUUAAAACAACUACAAAAAGCUUUGGAAUUGGAAGAACGACAACUCAAAAAAUCCAAGUCAAAGCCUACAAGCGUGUCACUAUUUGAAAAGCUUCAACGGCAAGUGAAAGAAGACGACUUGCCAUAUGAAGCCCUUCCUGAAUCUUGGAAACCAGAAAACCUUCAAGCAUCAUAA
This is a messenger RNA of Clunio marinus, 1965 nucleotides long. Lineage: Eukaryota; Metazoa; Arthropoda; Insecta; Diptera; Chironomidae. The record is from the annotation of a GenBank genome assembly.